Thamnophis sirtalis is the source of this 1803-nucleotide messenger RNA. NCBI's taxonomy places the organism in Eukaryota, Metazoa, Chordata, Lepidosauria, Squamata, Natricidae. The record is from RefSeq and is a predicted model, not a curated record.
GCAAUUUACUAUGAAAUUGGCUUCAUAAUCUCAGCUGCCCUGGGAAUCCUAUUUGUCCUGUUGCUUCCACUGAUUGGCCUCUGCUUCUGCCUGUGCCGAUGUUGCGACAAUUGUGGUGGGGAAAUGCACCAGAGACAGAAAAAGAAUGUCAAUUGUCGGAGGAAGUGCUUCUCCAGCCUCCUCUUGGUAACUACAUUGCUAAGCAGUAUUGGGGUGUUUUUUGCUUAUGCGGCUAACCAGCAUCUCACAAACCAAGUCCGAGGAGCCAGGGGACUCAUGUACAAUAAUUUCAGAGACCUUCAGAUGUUCAUGAAUGGAACUCCUGGGCAAAUUGAUUAUUUGGUGAAUCAGUAUAACACUACCAAGAAAAAAACACUUUCUGAUCUUAAUAAUGUUGAGACAUUGCUUGGCAAUCGAGUCUGGGAACAGCUGGGAAAGGAGGUAUACCCUGCUCUUGAUGCUGCCCUUACCAUGGCAGGAGCUAUUAGAGAGACAAAAGAGGCACUGGAGAAUGUGAGCGGAUGUCUGGAAAUGCUACAGGAGGGCACUGAGAAGCUGCACACCAGCCUGAUGGAUGUGAUGGAAGACUUGAUAGAUACUCUUAAUGAUUCAGCUUGCAUGUCUACCCAGGUUGCUUCAACUUGCAACCUUAUCAGAAAUUCUUUGAAUCAGCUGACCAUUAAUGCUAAUUACAGCAAGUUACCAGGAGUGAACCCUCAGCUUGCCAAAGUAAAUGAAGUCCUUAAAAUAGACCUUUCCAAUCUCAUUCAAAAGGGUUAUGCAGCAUUUAAUGAUACUCCUCAACUCGUACGGGAUCAAACAAAGAAUAUUUUAUCAGCUGUACCUCAUAUAAAAAAUAUCCUGGAAGAUGUUGGUUCAAACAUCACAGCCUUUACUAAAAAGCUUCCCAUUCAGAAGAUUCUAACAGAUUUCACAAUAUACCUCACUCAGAGUGAAGCUUAUGUUGAAAAUUAUUUUCCAUUAGUGGAGCAAUAUGAUUUCUACAGGUGGCUGGGCUGCUUAAUCCUAUGCUGCAUGGUGGUCCUGAUCCUGGUCUUUUUCUACCUGGGAUUAUUAUGUGGUAUGUGUGGCUAUGACAAAAAUGCAACACCGACAACCAGAGGAUGUGUCUCAAAUACUGGAGGAAAUUUCCUGAUGGCUGGAGUUACUUUCAGCUUCCUCUUCUCCUGGGUUCUGAUGCUGAUAGUGGUGGUCACUUUCAUUGCCGGUGGAAACAUGGAGAAGUUGAUAUGUGAAUCAUUUGAUGACAAGACUUUAUUCCAAAUUUUGGACACACCCUACUUGCUUAAUCGCCAGUGGAAACACUAUUUAUCUGGCAUCAUUCUGAAAAACCCAAAUAUUGACUUGACAUUUGAAAAAGUUUACAGUGAUUGCAAGGAAAAUAAAGGCAUUUAUACCACACUUCGCUUGGAAAAUCUCUUCAAUAUCCAUAAAAUCCUAAACAUCAGCAUGUAUGCAGAAGAUGUGUCACUUAAAAUCAAGCAUAUCAAUAUAAAUUUAAGCAAUAUAGUUUUACUGAGCAAUACUGGGAAAGAGAACCUGUUGAAUUUUGGUUCUUCUGGAAUAAAUGAAAUCAACUUUGCAGCAUACCUGUCAGAGAUUAACAAGAGCAUCACCAAAAUUGAUUUAUUGUUAUAUGCUAAUGAUUUGGAAGCAAGAGCAGAUCAGCUGCCCAAAGGAGCAUUAGAAAACGCUUUGAAAGGACAUGCAAAUACUAUUCGGCUGAUACAUAACCAGCAAGUUGUUCCUUUGGAACAAGGAAUGAAAUAUGUUAGAGCUAGG